Messenger RNA from Pedinophyceae sp. YPF-701, 1824 nucleotides. The record is from the annotation of a GenBank genome assembly. NCBI's taxonomy places the organism in Eukaryota, Viridiplantae, Chlorophyta, Pedinophyceae.
AUGUCCGCCGUCGCGACCCGGACCUUCCCGGCCAGCGACGCUGCCGUCGCGCGCCUCGUCCGCCGCGCCGCCGACCUCGCCAUCGACGAGGACCGCCGCCGCCGGGCCGCCGCGACGGCCCUGUACCAGGCCGCCCAGCGCGGGGACUCCGCGGCCCUGCGCCGGCUGCUGGCUGCGGGCGCGGACCCCGACGCCGGCAAGCCCGUGCAGGCGGGCAGCUGCGCGACCGUCCCGCCGCUGUGCGCAGCGGCGGCCCGCGGCCACACCGAGGCUAUCCGCGUGCUGCUGGAGGCGGGGGCGUCACCAGAGGGGGCGACGCCGAACGGGGCGAGGGCGCUGCACCUCGCCGCGCGCAAGGGCCUGACGGAGGCGGUGCGGCUCUUGGUGGCGGCCGGCGCGGACACAGCGGCCGUGGACUUCAGCGACCACCAGCCGCUGUACUACGCGUGCACGGUGAACAAGCACGACACGGUGCGGGUGCUGGCGGAGGCCGGGGCGCCGACGGAGGCCGCGACGCCGGGCGGGCAUCCUUCGGUGCCGGCGCUGCACGUGUGCGCGAAGAAGGGCCACGCGGCAUCGGCGGGCGUGUUGCUCGCGUGCGGGGCGCACGUGGACGUGGACGACGGGAGAGGCAUGUCGCCGCUGUACGUGGCGGCACGCGAGGGGCACCACCAGGUCGUCCAGCUGCUCGCCCAGUACGGCGCAAACGUCGAUUGGUUCGUCGGGACGCAGUGGAACGCGCAGACCCCGUUGAUGGCCGCGUGCAUGGCCGUGUCGCCGCAGCCGAGGGGCACGAACGCGCACGCGCGCCGCCGGUUCGAGCAGACCGUCCUGGUCCUGGCUGACCUGGGCGCCGAGGGCGGCGGGAAGGCCAUCGAGGCCUGCGCAGCCCGCGGAAUGUUCACCGCGGUGCGGGUGCUCCUCGAGCGCGCGGCGGCGGGGACGCCUGGGUCGGCGUUCGUGCGAGAGAUCGUCCGCAGCGUCCCGACGGCCAUCCGGCACGUCGCGACCUGCUGGCACGUGUACUCGCAGGACGUGCUGGCCCGGCUGCUGGUGUUCCACUUCAACGUGGCGCCGGCGCUGGUCGCGGACCGCGGGAACGAGAUGGCGCCGAUCGCACACGCUCUGAGGCACGCGUGCUCGUUGGGACGGACCCCGGUGAUCGAGGGGAUCCUCGACGCGGUGACGGAUGCUGGGCGCACCCUCCCGGUGCAGGACGGGAUGGGUGCGCUGGCGGCGGCGUGCUCUGCGUGCCACCCGGCCGCGAUCGGCGUGCUGCUGGAGCGCGGCGUGGGCUUCGACGCGGACGGGAUGGCGUCCGAGGCGCUCGUGGCGGUGUGCGGUUCGUACUCGGCCAUCGAGAGGCGCGUGGAGUCUGCCAAGCUGCUGAUCGCUACGGGACGGGUCGACGUCAACUACGUGAAGAAGGGCAUUCGCACGCGCAUCACUCCGCUCGAGCAGUGCUGCAGUGGCCACAACAACAUCGAUGCAGCGCUGGUGGAGCUGUUGCUCGACGCCGGGGCGCGCCCGGUCCUGACCGGCCAGGCUUUCGUCCUUGCGAGGACCGCGAGAUCCUUGCUGGAGGUCGCCGCGCUCGGGAAGACCGGCGCAAGCAACCAGCGCAAGCUUGAGGCCGCCCAGAAGCGCUGCGCGGUGGUGGCGAUGAUCGACGCACGCCGCGCGCAGGUGGAGGCGGAGCAGCUGUCGGCGCUGGCGUCCGCGCGGCGGCUUGACCUGGGCCUGUACGACGCCCUCCGGACGUGGAUGCAGGAGCAUGAGGGGUACCGGUGGAAGCCUGCGGCGCCGCGUGCAGGGCCGAGCUGA